AUGCCCUCUCAGAUUCCACAAUGGCGAGAGCCAAUCGCUAUUGUGAGCAUGGCAUGUCGUCUCCCAGGUGGAAUCGACAAGCCGCUGGACCUAUGGGACCAUGUCCGAGCAGGUCGCUCAUCUGCUACGGCGAUACCCAAAGAUCGGUUCAAUGCUGAGAACUUUCUCUCCAUGGAUCCUAACCAGAAGGGUGCCCAGGCCUUUAGAGGCGCUCAUUUCGUCAAGAGGGACAUUAAGCAGUUUGAUCACAAGUUCUUUGGUAUCAGCAAAGACACUGCAACAGCUAUGGAUCCCCAACAGAAGCAGCUGCUCGAGGUUGUCUACGAGUGCCUCGAGUCUGCCAACAUCUCUAUGGAAACAAUCUCAAAGUCAAAGAUUGGCUGCUACUGUGCCAUGUUUGUGAGUGAUUACCACGACAUGCUCAUGCAAGACCCUGAAUAUCUUCCAACGUUCAUCGCUAUCGGAACGACACGAACUAUGCUUGCGAACCGCAUCAGCCAUGCACUCGAUCUUGGUGGCCCAAGUGUCACCAUCGAUACUGCCUGUUCGGGUGCCCUGGUGGCCCUUCAUCUUGCCUGCCAAGCACUGCAGGCUGGGGAGUGUGAUGGCGCUGUGAUUGGUGCAUCUAAUCUGUUCCUGAGUCCUGAUUAUGCACUGUCUUUGACGCGUCUCGGGGCUAUUGCUGCGGAUGGUCAAUGUAAGACAUUUGAUGCUAGCGCUAAUGGGUAUGGACGCGGUGAAGGAACCAAUGCAGUCUACGUCAAGAGGCUCAGCGAUGCUAUCAGAGAUGGUGACAGCAUUCGGGCGGUUAUCAGGGGUACUUCAUCUAACAGUUCUGGUGCCACUCCAGCCAUUACGGAGCCAUCUGGCCGAGCUCAGGCAGACACUAUCCUGCAAGCCUACGCCCAAGCAGGAAUCAAUGAUUUUAGCGAGACAGGAUACUUUGAGUGUCAUGGAACAGGUACUCCCGUUGGCGACUGCAUCGAGUUGGGCGCCGUUGGCUCAGUCUUUUCCGAAAGCCACAAAACCCAAGAUGCACUCUGGGUCGGUUCUACAAAACCCAACGUCGGGCAUUCAGAGGCUGCCAGUGGUUUGAGCAGUCUCAUCAAGGUGGUCUUGGCCCUGGAAAAGGGCGAGAUCCCUCCCAACACAAAUUACAAGACACCCAACCCCAAGAUCGACUUUGAUGGGUGGAGAGUUCGUGUUCCAACAGCUCCCCAGCCAUGGCCGUCCAAGUCCAUCCGCCGGGCUAGCGUCAACUCUCUUGGUAUCGGUGGAUCGACUGCCCAUGCUGUUGUUGAGUUCUACGAACCGCCUCAGCUGACCAAUGGUUCAACCAAUGGUGUAAACGGAGUCAAUGGCACCAACGGCAUCAAUGGAACCAAUGGUGUCAACGGUAUCAAUGGCGUUAACGGCCAUCAUGAAGACGAGGAGAAGACCAACGACCCGUAUUUCCUCCUCUUCACAUCCGGCGCUUCAAAGAGCUCUCGAGAAACAAACGAGCAGAACCUUUUAGAGUUCCUCAAGUCUCACGAGGAGUGUAAGAGUCUAACUAGCCCUCUUGUCAAAGCGCUCAACGCUCGAAGCCAGAUCAACAUCCGGCCAUGGAAGUCAUUCGCUGUUGCUCAAUCUGUUGAUGGUCUUGUUCAGCAGCUGGAAACCAACGCACUCAAGGUUGGAGCAGGCCCGACAAGUGGCGGGUCACCGCGUGUCUUGUUCGCAUUCACUGGCCAAGGAGCUAUGUGGUCGCAGAUGGGUAAACGUCUCCUUGAUGCGUUUCCUGUAGCGCGCAAUAGUUUUAACAAUCUCGAGGAGGUUGUAAGGGAACUUCAGUCAUCCAAGACACCGACUUGGUCAUUAAUAGACAAGCUUACCACUGAGCUCUCUCAAGAAGAGAUUGACUCACCAGCUCUCGCGCAUCCCCUCUCCAUGGCGGUCCAGAUCGCGUUGACAGAUGUUCUCUCGAGCUGGGGCGUUCUUCCCGACGGCGUUGUUGGCCACUCAGGUGGAGAAACAGCCGCUGCCUACGCCUGCGGUGCUCUCACAGCCAAAGAGGCCAUCACUGUGGCUUACUACAGAGGCAUUGCCUGCCAGAACGCUCCGUCGGGUGCCAUGUUGGCCACAAGGAGCGCACCCAACGCUAAGGAGCUGCAAGAUGCAUUGGAGCGAAAUGAUGUACAGAUCGCUUGCUUCAACGGGCCUCAGAACCUUACGCUCGCUGGAUCUGCUGAGGGAGUCAAGAACGUGGCUGCUGAGCUCAGCACUCAUGGCAUUGUCUCUAGAGCUGUCGCAGUGACUCGAGCUUAUCACACUCGCGCCAUGAAGACUGUUGUGGAUGAGUACGUUGGUCAGCUCAAGGGUGUCAUUCAGCCCAAGACCGGGCGAGUACCUAUGUACUCAUCUGUUACUGGUCUUGAGCUCAAGGGUACCGAGGUUGACGCUGACUAUUGGGGAGCUAACCUCGUCUCCCCGGUUCUUUACACCGAUGCAGUCACCCUGGCUUUGACCUCAUCAAACCUGAAGUUCGAUCUUUGCAUUGAACUCGGACCUCACUCUCUGCUCUCUCGCCCAACAUCUGAGAUUGUCAAAUCCCUUCCUGACUCUCCUCAACUUCCCUUCUUUGCCACGAUGCUCCGAAACGCAGACUCAAGCCAACAGCUGAUGAACCUCGCUGGAGACUUGGUUCUCAAUGGAAAGCAGCUGGACUUGGAUCAAGUUAACAAGAUCGUGGGCAAGGUUGGACGUCUUCCCAAUCACAUUCAAGACAACCUUCCGGCUUAUGCCUGGGACUAUUCCUCGACGCCAUGGACCGAGCCGCGAAACAGUCAGGAAUGGCGGUUUAGGAAAUCGCCGCGACAUGAGAUUCUGGGAUCUCGCUGUAGAGGAGUGAACCCUUCGGCUCCGACGUGGAGGAAUAAAGUGUCGAUUGAAGAUGCGCCUUGGCUUGUUGAUCAUCAGGUCAACGGUAUUGUAACAUUCUCUUUUACUACCGGCAUUGCGAUGGUGAUCGAGGCCAUGAUGCAGGUACAGGAGGAGAAUAAGGAGAUUGACUGGGCGAACCAUUCGUUCGAGCUUCAAGACUUUGUCUUUUCCAACUCCAUCAUUCUCCCUGACGAGUCGCACAUCGAUCUCUUCCUCACACUCAUCCCAGACAACGACAAUGCCAAGUCAGAGGAGACGUGGUAUAACUUUACCAUCUCUUCGCUGAGGGGCGAUGUCGAUAUUCGUCAUUGUCACGGUAGAGCUGCAGUCCUUGAAACGAGCAAAGAUAAUGUCGCUCUCCGGCGCAGAACCUCGUGGCACCACAUGCCCCUCAAGGUCCCACUGAAGAGCUACUACAAGACUCUUGAGCGCGUUGGCUAUGGCUACGGUCCCAAGUUCCAGCUUCUCACUGAAGUUCGCGUCCGCCCUAGUCUCUCAGCUUGCUCUGCCAAGAUCGACAUGACAUCGACUGCUCAAUCUCCUGUUCCAGGCCAGCGAUAUCUUCUGCACCCAGCUAUGAUGGACGCUGCGCUCCAAACACCUGCCUUGGCCAAUCGCUCUGGAUUCUUCCAAGAGAUUGAUACCUUACUUCUUCCUUCCAAAAUGAAGAGGAUCUCCAUCCGCAUGCCUGCUAAGAACACGGACGUCGCGUCUUGUACUACCAACACAUCGCCUGUUGGUUUUAGCAGGAUCCAAGGUGGUGUCGAGUGUUACGAUUCUUUAUCGAGACCUUUCUUUGUGGUGGAAGGCCUACAAAUGGACAGGGCGACAAGUGAUGACAACACUACUCUUCCCUGGUUGAGGCUCACCUGGAAGCCUGACAUUGGCGACAUCUCGAGUAGUGACCCCAUGCUCAGCUCCAUCAAGAUCCAGAGCCUUCCUGCAGAGAAGAAGCUCGUCAACCUUGAGAACCUCGUCAAAGAGCUAAUCCCACUCAUCGUUGAGAACGGCAUCGAAAAGGGCAAGGACUUGGCUCCUCAUCUACUCAGCUACCAUUCGUGGUUCCUCGACCAAGCUGAACUUCACAAAGACCGUCUAGCAGCCCGCCACAAGCAACAGAACGGUUUCGCAACAGUCCAAGACGCCAUCAUGAACAUCGUCGCCAACUCCGGCAUCUCCCAAACUGUCGAUGCAUCCAUCGUAUCCCAACUCGCCAUCAACAUGUCUAGAAUCUUCCGAGGCGACGUCGAAGCCCUCGCAGUCUGGCUUGAGAACGAUCUUCUCUACCGCUUCUACGAGGAGAGUAUCUUCACCACCAGCAUGAACCAGAAACUUCUCUCUGUCGCUGAGCUUUUGGCGCACAAGAAUCCCAACAUGAAGAUCCUGGAGAUUGGUGCUGGAACUGGCGGUGCGACUACAGAGUUGCUGCGUGGGUUCUCUAAGGCGGGAGGGAAGAAUGCGUAUCAGUCUUUUACGUUUACUGAUAUCUCGGCUGGCUUCUUUGAUAAAGCGAAGAAGAAGUUUGCGCAGUGGGAUAGAAUUGAGUUUAAGACUCUGGAUGUUGAGAAGGAUAUUGCUGAGCAAGGGUUUACUGAGAAGUACGAUCUUGUUGUUGCAGCCAACGUUCUCCACGCUACUGCCGAUCUGCCGUUCGCGAUGAAGAAUAUCCGAUCUCUAUUGCGCGACGAUGGAUACCUCUUGGUCGGUGAGCUUUCGGAGGAUCUGACUUCAGCAAACUUUCUUUGGGGACCUUUAACUGGCUGGUGGCUCCGCCCAAGAUCACCCGGCCGCUCUGGCCCCGGGCUCACUCUCGACGAAUGGCGCAACGAACUCGCCGCCGACUUUGACAGCGUCUCUGAGAUCGAGGCCAAGCAUGACAAGACCGACACUGAGCAACUCUCAAGCACCAUCGUUAUGAUGGCUAGAGCCAAGCCCGUUGAUUAUACUCCACCCAAGUCGCUUUCUGAGGAGAAGGUGCACAUCGCUGGAGUCGACAGCGAUCUGUCCACUCGAGACCACCUUCAGAAAUAUCUCGGUACGCGUGGUAUUUCUGCAAGCUCUAGUACCCUUGAAGACCUUGCAUCGCGCGAAUGGGCUGGAGAAUGGCUGAUCCUCGUUGAUGAGACUGAAGGAAGUUUUCUCGCCUCUCUUCAGCCAGAGCAACUGACCGCACUCAAGACAUGGUUUACCAAGCCUAUCAAGUGCAUCUGGGUCACUCGAAAGGUGUACCUCGAUCCCCAGAACACGACAGGAGGUCUAGUGACAGGUUUCGCACGAACUCUCCGCGGUGAAAAUAGCCAAUGCCAGCUGUACACUCUCGACUUAAGCAGCGAUGGCGAUAUCACAGCCAACGUCAUCUACCACGUCUUGGAGCGGGCGCAUUACUCGCAUGAUGACCCGAUCUCUAGAUUGGACUACGAGAUCGCUGAGAAAGACGGUCAGCUCUGGACGUGCAGGCUUGUCAAUGAUACUCCUCUUGAGAAUGCUUAUGGUCCUGCUCGUAAGAUGGAUGCUUCUUCGAUGCAGCUGAUGAAGGCUCCUCAUCGUUUGGUCAUGGGAGAGGUUGGUAUCUUGGAGAGUCUGACCAUGGCGCAAGAUGACGCGUGUACCGCCAUUCCGGAUGGGCAUGUUCUUGUCGAUGUCAAAGCUGUGGGACUUGACGACCGGGAUGGAUUCAUCGCCCAAGGGUCUCUUCCAGCGACAUCAUUCGGUCGCGAAUGUUCCGGUGUCGUUACAAGAUGUGGCGCGAAUGUCUCAUCAUUCAGCCCUGGAGAUCGCGUUGCAGUCAUCGGCCAAGGCACUUUCGCAACGCAGUACUUGGCACCUUCAGACUGUUGUAGUAAGAUACCAGACUGGCUUUCAUUCGAGGACGCGGCUGCGAUUCCUACAAACUUCGUCACUGCCUUGUACGCUCUAACAACACCAGCACGAGUAUCAACAGGACAGAAAAUACUCAUCGUCAACGCAUCCUCCACCCAAGGCAUCGCCCUCAUCAAGACCGCAACAGCCCUCAAGCUCGACGUCUACGCAGCCAUCAGCGACGCAACCACCAAGCCCAUCCUCACCAGACUCGGCCUUCAUUCCGCCAAGAUCUUCGUGAACCCCACCAACACCAGCCGCUCCAGCGUCUCUCGUUCUACGACCUUCCAAGCAUACAAGCUCGUGUUGAACACCAAGUCCGGUCAAUAUGCAGACUUUGCUCACCUGGUUGCGAAUCGUGGAACAUAUAUUGAGCUUACAUCGGGUGAGAGUUCUGGCGAUGCGGAACAUGUUGUGCCGAAUAAAAAUGUCAUGUUUGCUUCUAUCGAUUUGGCGGACGCUUAUCAAGAGAGCAAGCAGGAUCUUGGAGAGUUGCUGGGCCAAGUCAUCGACAUCAUUGAGAAGCGAGAGGUCGAUGUUGACUCUUCGGUCUCGGUGAAUGGACUUGACUCUCUUCAGUCGUCCUUUGCGGCACUGAUAGAAGGUAAUUCGAGCAAACAGGUUGUAUCGCUGGCCAAUGUCGACGACCAAAAAUUGAUCAAGACACGACCCAAGACAUCUCGCUUCAACCCCGACAAGACGUACAUCAUCACAGGUGGUCUUGGUGGUCUCGGCCGCGCCAUUUCCGUGUGGAUGGCUAGCUAUGGCGCUCGACACAUCAUUCUGGCCACCAGCUCUAUUACUCGUGCCUCAGAGUCUGGUGAUCUUCUACAACAGCUAUCAUCAUAUGGAUGCAAUGCCAGAGUUGAAGUCUGCGAUGUCGGUGACUCCGAAGCCGUUGAGCGUCUCGUUGCUUCCAUCGAUACACCUGUCGGUGGAGUCAUUCACUCUGCAUUGAAGCUCAGCGACUGCUUCUUUGAGGAUAUCACUCUCGAGGACUUUGAUGCCGUUUUUGGACCCAAGGUCAAUGGCUCAUUGAACCUCCACAACAGCCUUCUCAACCAAGACCUCGACUUCUUUGUCAUGCUCAGUUCAGGCUGUGGUAUCCUCGGUAACGAGGGCCAGUCGAACUACGCCGCAAGUAGUACUUUCCUGGACACCUUUGCCCGAUACCGUCAAAGUCUUGGACUUCCCGCCUCGUCUGUUGAUCUCGGGUUCGUUGAGGACGUCGGCAACAUCAGCGAGCGUCCUGAGAUCCAAGCUUCCCUCUUAUCUCGCGGUCUCAGACCUAUCACCGUCAGAGAUGUUCUCCGUGUCGUCGAGGGUGCCAUCGCAACAGGGUCACCCAAGAACCUCAUCACAGACUCUACUUAUGACAGCUUCGUCCAGAGCCAGAUUGUUCUCAGCUUCGGCAUGAUCGACAAAGCCACAGCCGAGUACCAAUCCUGGGCUCAAGAUGCAAAGUUCGGGCUCUUGCGAUCUCGUGCCGCUGACAACGCUGCUCUUGACUCUGAUGCUGAUAGCGGAGAGAGCGCUGUCCAAACAGCUGUCAAGGCCUUCCGAAACACUCUCGGUCGAUUGGGCGAUGCGCCUGAAGGUAAAGAGGCAGCUUUGCAGCCGUUUGUUUGCACUGCUCUUGUUGCCAAGCUGGCGCAAGUACUGUCUAUCAAGGUUGGCGAUAUCCAGCCUUCGAGAUCGGCUAUUCAGUAUGGAAUGGACUCGCUUAUUGCGAUUGAGGUUCGAUCUUGGGCGCGAUAUGCGUUCCAAAUUGAUCUGCCUAUUAAUGAUUUGACGAACCCGUAUAGUAUUCAGGAUUUGUCGGCUAGGGUUUCUAGAAUGAUUGCCGGAUGA
Molecule: messenger RNA, 7632 nt
Organism: Fusarium proliferatum ET1
Lineage: Eukaryota; Fungi; Ascomycota; Sordariomycetes; Hypocreales; Nectriaceae
Product: polyketide synthase
Exons: 17
Coding region: 1-7632 (2543 amino acids)
Biological process (GO): fatty acid biosynthetic process; secondary metabolite biosynthetic process
Molecular function (GO): oxidoreductase activity; fatty acid synthase activity; phosphopantetheine binding
Source: RefSeq, a predicted model, not a curated record